CUUUUCUGCGCUCUGCCUUUUCUAGCCAGGACUGACUGCCAAAAGGACCUGUGGCCACGGUCUCCUUCCUCCCUCUACAGACCCUCUUGUUCACCUCGUUUCCCGUCCUGACACGCCAUGGACCCCAGCGCCAUCAAGGAGGAGCUGCGCCUCUUUCAGAGCACCCUGCUCCAGGACGGCCUGAAGGAGCUGCUGAAUGAGAACAAAUUUGUGGACUGCACCCUGAAGGUAGGUGACCGCAGCUUCCCCUGCCACCGGCUGAUCAUGGCCGCCUGCAGCCCUUACUUCAGGGAGAUCUUCUUCACCGAGGACGGGAAGGAGGUGGAGAACACCAAAGAGGUCAUCUUGGACGACGUUAACCCCUCCAUCUUGGACAUGAUUAUCCAGUACCUCUACUCCGCUGAGAUUGACCUCACAGAUGACAACGUUCAGGAUAUAAUUUCCGUGGCGAACAGGUUCCAGAUCCCUUCCGUCUUUACGGUGUGCGUCAACUACCUUCAGAAGAAGAUAUCCAUAGGAAACUGUUUGGCAAUUUUCAGGAUGGGCCUGGUGCUCAGCUGUCCCAGGCUUGCCGUGGCCGCACGCAACUACAUCGCCGACCGCUUUGAGCUCCUCUACAAGGAAGAGGAGUUCCUCAAACUCGCAGCUCAUGAACUCUUCGCCGUCAUCGGUGGAGACUCGCUGAACGUGGAGCGGGAGGAGCUGGUGUUUGAGGCGGUCAUGUCCUGGGUGCGCUACGACAAGGAGCGCACCAAGGUCCUGAAGGAUGCUUUCAACUGCAUCCGCUUCCGCCUGCUCCCAGAGAAGUAUUUCAAAGACAAAGUGGAGACCGAUGACAUCAUCAAGGCCGACCCAGAGCUUCAGAAGACGAUCCAGGUCAUCAGGGACGCAUUCAAGGGGAAACUUCCAGAGAAACCCAAGACGAAGGAGGGGGAGAAGGGGGCCGACGCGGAAGGAGGAGAGGAAGAGGAGAACCCAUUCCCUGGUUUCCUGAACGACAGCCGCAGACAUGGCAUGUACACGCGCGACUUCAUCCUCAUGAUCAACGACACGGCGGCGGUGGCGUACGAUGUCAACGAGAACGAGUGCUUCCUGGCGGCCAUGUCGGAGCAGGUGCCACGAAACCACGUCAGCCUGGCGUCAAAGAGGAACCAGCUCUAUAUCAUCGGAGGCCUGUUUGUGGAUGAGGAAAACGCGAAUAUGCCUCUGCAAUGCUACUUCUAUUUGCUCGAUCCUCUCACGUCCGACUGGGUUGCCCUCCCACCCAUGCCCUCUCCCAGGUGCCUCUUCAACAUCGGAGAGAGCGAGAGCCUGCUGUUCGCCGUGGCCGGCAAGGACCUCCAGACGAACGAGUCGCUGGACUCCGUCAUGUGCUACGACGUCGAGAAGAUGAAGUGGAGCGAGACCAAGAAGCUUCCUCUGAAGAUCCACGGGCAUGCUGUUAUCUCCCACAAAGGACUGGUCUACUGCAUUGGAGGAAAGACAGAUGACAACAAGGCCCUCAACAAGAUGUUCGCGUACAACCACAAGCAGUGCGAGUGGAGGGAGAUGGCGGCCAUGAAGACGCCCCGGGCCAUGUUCGGCGCUGUCGUCCACAACGGCAAGAUCGUGGUGGCCGGUGGAGUCAACGAGGAAGGCCUCACCGCCACGUGUGAAGCUUAUGACUUUGCAGCAAACAAGUGGGAGCCCUUUUCAGAGUUUCCUCAAGAGAGGAGCUCUAUCAACCUGGUGAGCAGCGCCGGCUCCCUGUACGCUGUGGGCGGCUUCGCUAUGGUUCAGAUGGAGAACAAGGAGGUGGCUCCCACAGAGGUCACGGACGUUUGGCAGUAUGAGGAAGAUAAGAAGCAGUGGAGCGGCAUGCUGAGGGAGAUGCGUUAUGCUGCUGGUUCCUCCUGUGUGUCUAUCCGCCUCAAUGCUGCCAGGAUGCCCAAACUGUAGACAGAACCAUUUUCUUUCUUUCUUUCUUUCUUUCUUUCUUUCUUUCUUUCUUUCUUUCUUUAACACCCUCCCCUGACACCACCCACCCCUCCUCCCCCAGCGAGAUACCCCCCGAGGCCCCUCAUCGCCUCCACUUGGAUUUCUGUUUGUCGAGUUGAUCUUUGACAUUAAUUUCUCUCUGAACUCCGAUGAUUUUUAUCUGCACGAUAAACACUCGCUUCUGCUGCCGCUUCAAAGACUGCUCCAUCCCGACAGUAUUAAAAAAAAAAAAGUGAAAAAAAAAAAAAAA
This is a messenger RNA of Mugil cephalus (flathead mullet), 2227 nucleotides long. RefSeq names its product kelch-like protein 41b. Lineage: Eukaryota; Metazoa; Chordata; Actinopteri; Mugiliformes; Mugilidae. The record is from RefSeq and is a predicted model, not a curated record. The transcript has 6 exons. Gene Ontology annotation, molecular function: protein binding. Bases 118 to 1938 code for a protein of 606 amino acids.